Molecule: messenger RNA, 3347 nt
Organism: Anguilla anguilla (European eel)
Lineage: Eukaryota; Metazoa; Chordata; Actinopteri; Anguilliformes; Anguillidae
Gene: epha7
Product: eph receptor A7
Exons: 17
Coding region: 98-3142 (1014 amino acids)
Biological process (GO): protein phosphorylation; axon guidance; cell surface receptor protein tyrosine kinase signaling pathway
Cellular component (GO): neuron projection; plasma membrane
Molecular function (GO): transmembrane-ephrin receptor activity; protein binding; ATP binding
Source: RefSeq, a predicted model, not a curated record
GCCGUUUAUUCAGAGCUCGUUCAGCGUCGUCAAUGGCAAGCAAGCGUUGUGGUGGAAAAGCGCAUACUGACUAGCGACAAUAACUUCCAAACGCACCAUGGUUUCGACAUCGAUUCCUUGCCUGUGGAUUACAUUUUGCCUUCAUUUAUGUUGUUACACGAACCUAGGAAUAGCACAAAAUACGAAAGAAGUGAUCCUGUUGGAUUCUAAAGCUCAGCAGACAGAGCUGGAGUGGAUUUCCUCUCCUCCUAGUGGGUGGGAAGAAAUCAGUGGACUAGAUGAAAACUAUACCCCCAUCCGCACCUACCAGGUCUGCCAGGUCAUGGAGCCCAAUCAGAACAACUGGCUUCGGACUAACUGGAUAGAGAAGGGCGAUGCCCAGAGGAUUUUUGUGGAACUGAAGUUCACCUUGAGGGAUUGUAACAGUCUACCAGGUGUGGUGGGGACGUGCAAGGAGACGUUCAACCUGUAUUACCAGGAAACCGAGUCCGAGGUCGGUAGGAAUAUACGAGAGAGCCAGUACGUGAAAAUUGACACUAUUGCCGCCGACGAGAGCUUCACCCAGGGAGACCUGGGGGAGAGGAAGAUGAAGCUGAACACCGAAGUGCGCAUAAUCGGGCCUCUCUCCAGGCGGGGGUUUUACCUUGCCUUUCAGGACGUGGGGGCCUGCAUCGCCCUGGUGUCCGUCAAGGUGUACUACAAGAAGUGCUGGUCUAUCAUUGAGAACCUGGCCACCUUUCCGGACACGGUGACCGGGUCGGAGUUCUCCUCCCUGGUGGAAGUGGAGGGGACGUGCGUGAGCGACGCCGAGGAGGAGGCCGACAAUUCCCCCAAGAUGCACUGCAGCGCUGAGGGAGAAUGGCUGGUGCCCAUUGGGAAAUGUAUCUGCAAAGCUGGAUUUCACCAGAAGGGUGAUGCGUGCGAACCCUGUGGCCGCGGGUUCUACAAGUCUUCCUCCCAGGAUCUGCAGUGCUCCCGGUGCCCGGCGCACAGCUACAACGACCGGGAAGGCUCCUGGCGCUGCGACUGCGAGGACGGCUACUACCGGGCCGUCUCGGACCCGCCCUCCGUGGCCUGCACGAGACCCCCCUCGGCGCCGCAGAACCUGGUCUACAACAUCAACCAGACCACGGUGAGCCUGGAGUGGAGCCCCCCGGCGGACACGGGCGGCCGCAGCGACGUCACCUACAGGAUUAUGUGCCGGCGGUGCAGCUGGGAGCCGGAGGAGUGCGCGCCGUGCGGCGGGAACGUGGGCUACUCCCCGCAGCAGUCUGGAUUAGCGGACACCUACGUCACCGUCCUGGACCUGCUGGCGCACGCCAACUACACCUUCGAGGUGGAGGCCGUCAACGGCGUCUCGGACCUCAGCCGCACGCAGAGGCUGUUCGCCGCCGUCAACAUCGCCACCAGCCAAGCAGCUCCCUCCCAGGUCAGCGAAGUCAUCAAGGAGCGGGUUCAGGAGCGGAGCGUCCAGCUCUCCUGGCAGGAGCCCGAGCAGCCCAACGGCGUCAUCACCGAGUACGAGAUCAAGUACUACGAGAAGGACCAAAAGGAUCGUAUUUAUUCAACGGUGAAGUCGAGGUCAACUUCAGCCACGGUGAACAACCUGAAGCCGAGCACGGCCUACGUGUUUCAGAUCCGAGCCUUCACUGCCGCAGGGUACGGCACGUAUGGGCCCAGGCUGGAGGUCACCACAAAAGAGGAGGCGACAGCCACAAUUGUCUCCAGCGAACAGAACCCCGUCAUCAUCAUCGCAGUUGUGGCCGUGGCAGGAACCAUCAUCCUUGUGUUCAUGGUGUUUGGCUUCAUCAUUGGGAGAAGGCACUGUGGAUACAGCAAAGCAGACCAAGAAGGAGACGAGGAGCUGUACUUUCAAUUUAAAUUUCCAGGCACCAAAACGUACAUUGACCCCGAAACCUACGAGGACCCGAACCGAGCAGUCCACCAGUUUGCCAAAGAGCUGGACGCCUCCUGCAUUAAGAUUGAGAGAGUCAUCGGCGCAGGGGAGUUUGGAGAAGUGUGCAGCGGGCGCUUGAAGCUUCCUGGCAAGAGAGACAUGUCAGUUGCCAUUAAAACCCUUAAGAAUGGCUACACGGAGAAGCAGAGGCGGGACUUCCUGUGUGAGGCCAGCAUCAUGGGACAGUUCGACCAUCCAAACGUGGUCCACCUAGAAGGCGUCGUGACCCGUGGAAAACCUGUCAUGAUUGUGAUUGAAUACAUGGAGAAUGGAUCAUUAGAUGCAUUCCUUAGGAAACACGACGGCCAGUUCACAGUCAUCCAGCUGGUGGGGAUGCUUCGGGGUAUCGCGGCCGGGAUGAGGUACCUCUCCGACAUGGGAUACGUCCAUCGGGAUUUGGCCGCGCGCAACAUCCUUGUCAACAGCAAUCUCGUAUGUAAAGUGUCCGACUUCGGGCUGUCAAGAGUGAUGGAGGACGAUCCCGAGGCUGUUUACACGACGACGGGGAAGAUGCAGGACAUAAUGAAUUUGACCUUUACCCCAGCAAAUGAUCUGCAUUUUACUGAACAGGGCGGAAAAAUCCCCGUACGGUGGACGGCGACAGAAGCCAUCCAGUAUCGCAAAUUCACGUCCUCUAGCGAUGUGUGGAGUUACGGCAUUGUCAUGUGGGAGGUCAUGUCCUAUGGGGAGAGACCCUAUUGGGACAUGUCCAAUCAAGAUGUAAUAAAGGCGAUUGAGGAGGGCUACCGUCUCCCCGCCCCCAUGGAUUGCCCGCCUGGCUUGCACCAGCUGAUGUUGGACUGUUGGCAGAAGGAAAGGGCCGACCGCCCCAAAUUCGAUCAGAUAGUCGGCAUCCUCGAUAAAAUGAUUCGCAAUCCCAACACUUUAAAAACCCCCGUUGGAACAUGUACAAGACCCAUUAGCCCCCUGUUAGACCAGAACACACCGGACUUCACCACUUUCCGCUCAGUCGGAGACUGGUUGGAAGCCAUCAAAAUGGAGAGGUACAAAGACAACUUCACGGCAGCCGGGUACAGCUCAUUGGAAUCCGUGGCGAGGAUGACUAUUGAGGAUGUGAUGAGCUUGGGAAUCACUUUAGUGGGCCAUCAGAAAAAGAUCAUGAGCAGCAUACAGACUAUGAGGGCUCAGAUGCUGCACCUCCACGGGACGGGUGUCCAGGUGUGACUGACGACACUGCCCCCUGCAGGGCGGGCAAAGACUUACCCAGAACAAUUCCACAGCGCUACUGUGGACAAUCAUAGAAAAACAUGAAUGAAUACAAGAAAAAAAAAGACAAAAAAAAAACAAAAAACAAAAAAACAAAAACGUGUUGCUUCCCGUGUGUGACUCUUACGGAUUUACGGAACUUAAAAACAAACAAAAAAACAAA